Molecule: messenger RNA, 814 nt
Organism: Panicum virgatum (switchgrass)
Lineage: Eukaryota; Viridiplantae; Streptophyta; Magnoliopsida; Poales; Poaceae
Product: protein CURVATURE THYLAKOID 1C, chloroplastic-like
Exons: 6
Coding region: 138-587 (149 amino acids)
Cellular component (GO): chloroplast thylakoid membrane; thylakoid
Source: RefSeq, a predicted model, not a curated record
AUGUCGCGUUAGUGGUCUAGAGAGCUCCGGUGCAGAAGACGGUUCUUCGGUUCAACGACACACCCACACACAUCAUCCAUCGCCUGGAACCUCACAGUUCCAGCUCAUUCUGCGACGAGACUCAGGGGUGGGCAGCCAUGGUGGCCUGUGCCCUCGCCGCCGUCCAGCCUGCAGCGGCUCGAGCGCCAUGCCGAGGGAGGAGCCUCUCCGGCCAUAUCGCACGGCUGCCGUCUCCCGGUCCCCGACUUUCAGGCAGGAUCAGGAUCAGCCGCAGCGUCGUUGCGAAGGUCGCGAAGGACAGCUCGGAAUCGCCCGGGAGCGUCGUGAGAUACGUCCAGAGUUCUUUCAGCACUACUGAAGACAUCUUUGCUCUAGCUGGAAUAGGUUUUGCAGCCGUAGCUGCAUUAUGGGCUUCAAUAAAUCUCGUUGAGGUCAUUGAUAAGCUCCCGGUUCUUCCUCUGUUCUUUGAAUUAAUCGGGAUUGUAGUUGCCUGGCUGUUCAUCUACAACAAUCUCCUCUUCAAGCCAAAGAGGCAAGAGUUACUGGGGAACAUCAAAAGCACAUUAUCUCGAAUCUUGGGCCAGUAACUUUCGAACGUUACAGUGGACAGCAGCACUGGGUUAUGGCCUUAGCUCUAUGCAGGCCUGGCGCGAUGUAAUGUUUAACUGAGUGCAUAUAAUGCGAGAAACGAAUGUUACCAUUUUUCACUCUAGAGGCAAAAUAACGGUUUUCUGUACAGGUUAGUGUGAAACCAUUCUCCUAGUAGACCUCUUGGUUUACGAGCCAAAUAAGCACACCCAAUUUCUUCAUUCAA